Molecule: messenger RNA, 990 nt
Organism: Carlito syrichta (Philippine tarsier)
Lineage: Eukaryota; Metazoa; Chordata; Mammalia; Primates; Tarsiidae
Gene: HIKESHI
Product: Hikeshi, heat shock protein nuclear import factor
Exons: 5
Coding region: 176-709 (177 amino acids)
Biological process (GO): protein import into nucleus
Cellular component (GO): nucleus; cytosol
Molecular function (GO): nuclear import signal receptor activity; Hsp70 protein binding
Source: RefSeq, a predicted model, not a curated record
GAGGUCACUGGGGCUGAAGGCGUUCCUACUGCUGGCCCGGUGGCUAUGUAGUGGAGAGGCAGGCGUUCUCCGACAAGUUCUGGAAGGUUCCUGGGUUCGAUUACGGCAGUAGCUACAGGACUCCUAUUCGCUGGCCGCAGGUCCCUGGCACCUAAACGGAGCUGCUGCCGCCGCCAUGUUUGGCUGCUUGGUGGCGGGGAGGCUGGUACAGACAGCUGCACAGCAAGUGGCAGAGGACAAAUUUGUUUUUGACUUGCCUGAUUAUGAAAGUAUCAACCAUGUUGUGGUUUUUAUGCUGGGAACAGUCCCAUUUCCUGAGGGAAUGGGAGGAUCUGUCUACUUUUCCUAUCCUGAUUCAAAUGGAAUACCUGUAUGGCAACUCCUAGGAUUUGUCACGAAUGGAAAACCAAGUGCCAUCUUCAAAAUUUCAGGUCUUAAAUCUGGAGAAGGAAGUCAGCAUCCUUUUGGAGCCAUGAAUAUUGUCCGAACUCCAUCUGUUGCUCAGAUUGGAAUUUCAGUGGAAUUAUUGGACAGUCUGGCUCAGCAGACUCCUGUAGGCAGUGCUGCCGUAUCUUCAGUUGACUCAUUCACUCAGGCCCAGAUGACACCAAACCCAUCUGAAAUGUUCAUUCCAGCAAAUGUGGUUUUGAAAUGGUAUGAAAACUUUCAAAGACGACUAGCACAGAACCCUUUCUUUUGGAAAACAUAAUUUGAAUAAAAUAAUUUUUAAUGGAUUCUGAAAUUUGUCAUGUUUUGAAGAUAAAUGACUCCAUUUAAAAGCAUGAAGUCAAAAGAAUCAUGAAACCCAAGUUUAAAAACUGCUUAGUAUGUGGAGCUUAAUUAAAAUCUUUAUACAAAAUUAAAAACAUUGAAAAAUGAAAGUAUGUUUAUCAUCAAUGACUUUCCCCUCCUUAAGCUUUAAAUACUUUGAAACCAUUUUGUUUUGGCUAUUCACUUUUUACUUAAAAAUAAAGCUUAUUCAUGACAGUA